ACACUCAAACAAAAUCUGAGGGUGUUUUUUUUCAUAAUAUAACUAAUUAGUACAGAAAGAAAAAUAAAUAUAUCAGAGAAUAUUAACGUUUUCAACUUAGCAGUUGAGUAAAAAAAAUAAAUAAUUAAAAAACACGUCUAUAGAAAAUUGUAAAUUUGGGGGGGAUCCUUGAACAAACUCGAGAGGCGGCUACCUUGUGCAUAUGAUGCUAAUUUAAGGCGGGGGGGUGGGGGUAUUACUUCUAUUAUUUAGAAUGGAAAACCUUUAUCUGAUUUAAAGAGAAAGAAAAAGUAUCUACCACUGACAUAUCCCACGCCAUAAACCUUUUUUUUUAGUCCUAAUCUAUAACAUUUGUGAGUUAUAUUCAGUUAUAUUUGCCUGGAGGUGUCCCUCUUAUCUGCCAGCUUGAAAACAUAAAAAAAUAAAAUAAAAAUUGAGGAAGUCUUUUAAAACUCACAUCGUGUAUUUUGUUAAAGUGUAACUAAUAUCUCUGCAACGUCUCACAAAAGGGGGAAAAAAACAUCAGUAAGGGGGGGAUUUUUUUUGUUCAUAAAAAUACUUGAUUAUCAGGAAAUGCAAGUCAUAGCUCCCCUUCUACCAAGGACGAGAUUAGAUAAGCUUUUUUAAGCUUCGUGAGCUGGAAAUAUUUACCCAAAGGGUGGACACUGAUCUGUUAGCAGCCUCAUACUUCUCUUUAUUUGUCCACCAUCACUCCAUUUUUUCCGUCUGGCUGGGUGGUGCCCGCCCUCUGUCACGUGACCGGAAUCGAGGAAAGACCAACUCACGGAAGUUUGGAUUUCUUCCGCAAAACUUUUCGAGUGUAAAAGAUCUACAAGCAAAGAUGGAACAGCAGCUGAAGAAGAUUGUGUCUGAGAAGAAGGAUGUGGUGGAGGAGUUGAUGGACGUGUUUGAGAAAGGAGCUGAAAUGAUAGCCAGCAUUGCUGGGGAUCUUUUUCCUAUUUUCUCCGUCGCUGCUCCACUUGUCCAACUGGCUCUGGACAACGUGGAGAGCACAGAGGCUGCUUUCAUGAAGGAUCAGUUCCAGAAGGUCCGGGAUCGUCUGGAUGUGGUCUCAGAGGAGAUUGAGCGCAUCAACGAGGAGAUCAAGAAGAGCAGGAUAGAUAUUGAAUUAUUCUCAGUUGAGGAAAACAUCAGAAAUCAGUUUAGAAAGUACAUGGAUAUUCUCAACGCCAAACCUGACUUCGCAAAAGUCAAGAAACAGAAUUUCCUCAAACACUUUUCCAAAAGUGGCGGGGAAAAAAACCUUCACACCCUCUACAGUGUUGUGGUUGGAGAAGGUUUCUUUGGGGAGCCUUUGCUUGAGACCAUCCUGAACCACGAGGAGAAAAGCAGACGUCCAGUCGAAGAGUACUGCGCCCGGCUAAAGAACCUGUUCUGCAUCGGGAUCAUUGCACUGUUGGGUCACGCUGCUGUGGACGGCUUCGGUGAGGGGGAAGAGCUCCUGAAAAAGUGGGGCGAGAAGAUGACAGCUGUCCAGGAGAAGAUAAACGCCGUCGUUGAAGAAUGCAUCGUUAGCUUCCCAAAUCAAGCUCAGACUGAUUGCGAACGACUGGUAAGAGACCAGGAGGGCCUGACCAACCAGCAACUGACCGAAACCCUCAUAGAGAAGCUGAAGAAGAAGUACGACUGGGUGGGCUGGUCAGUUCGCAUUUACAAAUCUCAACCCAGAAACUUUCUUACCAAGGCCAAGAAGUUUGACUGUCCAACAGGAAAGAGUCGCUUCCAGGUGAACACAUCUGACGAGAAACUCAACAUCUGGGUGUCCUACAGCGCUUCUCCUGAGCCGGUGGACAAGAACCUCAUCCAGGACCUUAUCCAGAAUCAGAAGAAACCUACAGUGGAGAACAUAGCUGAGAAUCUCUUUGAGAAACUACCAGGAGACUGCAUGGUUCAUACAGUCAAAUCCAGCAAAGAUCUGGCCUGUUCCUGGAGCUUCACGGAUGACCUUCACUACUGGGAGGAACACAAAAAUCUCCAUGUCUGUGUUCACUCUGCUUAAAGACAAAAGUGAAAAAUGAUUCUAAUACUUUCUGUGGUUUGAUCUUAGCAAGAAAAUCCUAAAAUUUCAGAUAAACAUCAGUUUAAUUCUUUGAAAUAUUCUCUUCUAAGACAAACGGGAACAAACAAGCACACACCACUGAUUUCCUAAAGCUAACACAUUCCUUCAGGCGACAUGUCAGGACAAACUCUGGAAUGAACAGACAGAUUUUCCAUGAAGGUCGUGAUUAUUUUGUUAGUGUCAUGUGUUGGGAGGGGAGCCGGUUCUGAGACAAAGACUCUUGGAGUUCUGCCAGCGAUAAGUGUCCUUUAACACAAAUACAAAUGCUAAAGUUUCACGUUUGUUUUUCACUGAACUGUCACUUUAUUCUUUACUGAUUUAUGGGUCUGUUUGCUUUAAGAUCAAAUUACUUGUUAUUAAUCAAUUGUCAUUUUAUUGCAAAAACAAAAUCUAUAAAUCAUAACAAUAUGUGUUAUUGGGUUUGACUUAUUUUGUCCAGAUUCUUGUUUUCAUGCAGGAACUGAAAUAAUCUUCUAAAUAAACACUAAACCAUAUUUGCUUGAAUGUAAGUUUGUUUUCAUUAAUAAUGCAAUAACUGCUCGUGUUUGUUACUGAAAAGUAUUUAAAUAAAAAGGUUCUGGGA
Molecule: messenger RNA, 2663 nt
Organism: Oryzias melastigma (Indian medaka)
Lineage: Eukaryota; Metazoa; Chordata; Actinopteri; Beloniformes; Adrianichthyidae
Product: protein rapunzel
Exons: 2
Coding region: 842-2020 (392 amino acids)
Source: RefSeq, a predicted model, not a curated record